This is a messenger RNA of Lentinula edodes (shiitake mushroom), 288 nucleotides long. RefSeq lists its product as uncharacterized. The record is from RefSeq and is a predicted model, not a curated record. The transcript is spliced from 3 exons. Lineage: Eukaryota; Fungi; Basidiomycota; Agaricomycetes; Agaricales; Omphalotaceae. The annotation marks the transcript as partial.
UUGACCGUGUUAGAAGGUUGCAAAGUGUUUGUGGAUGUGUGGAUGAGUGAUGGGCAAGAUACAUCUUUGCUUUACAUUGAUAUUGCAAAGAAUCUGGGUGCUCAGGUUGUUAGAAGAAUUGGACCACAAUGUACACAUGUCGUAUAUACAUCUGGUUGUGAAAGGACUGUGGAACAGUAUCUUGCCCUGGACAAAAGACAGAGACCGAAAGCCGUCGGAGCGUCUUGGCUAAGAGACUGCAAACAAGCCACCGCGCGUUUAAAUGAAGAGCUUUACCUAGUGGAUAUG